Messenger RNA from Scedosporium apiospermum, 2355 nucleotides. RefSeq lists its product as uncharacterized. Bases 1 to 2355 code for a protein of 784 amino acids. Lineage: Eukaryota; Fungi; Ascomycota; Sordariomycetes; Microascales; Microascaceae. The record is from RefSeq and is a predicted model, not a curated record. Gene Ontology annotation, biological process: regulation of transcription by RNA polymerase II. Gene Ontology annotation, molecular function: RNA polymerase II cis-regulatory region sequence-specific DNA binding; DNA-binding transcription factor activity, RNA polymerase II-specific. The transcript has 3 exons. Gene Ontology annotation, cellular component: chromatin.
AUGGACAUUAGCGAUCUCCUUGUGCGGCACGAGAAGCUCGUUCACCUCAACGAUGGCAAUAAAGACGCGAGCCGGCCGAGGAAGCCCUCCUCAUCAACGGUAGUUUCACCAGUGUCCGGACACACUCCUGAUAGACGCUCCGAUAGGGAGGUGCUCAGCAUGCACCCGUCCGGCGCUCCUCAGCCGUACCUUGCGGAGCCGAUUGCGUCCGCAUCGGCGCCGAACAUACCUCAGGAUGUCCGCGUCCAGCAGCCGCGGAAUGCGCCAUGUAACUUGGAUCUGUUGUCUGAUGCAGCGCUCGCGAGCGAGGUUAACCCUAUGCAAGGCAUGAUGACCUCCGACCUGUCACAUGGGCCACAACCGACCGGCGCCCCUAGGUUAACACACCGAGGAUACGAAGAGCAUCCGGUAGCUGAGGCAUCUUAUUCUACGAGGCCACGGGAGGAACCGGCGAUUCUUUCGGCUGGCUUCGUGUCGCAAACAGCGUCCAUGUUCGACGAGUACAGCUUUUUCGACGAGCUUACGGUAUCGUCUCACUUUCUGCCACCGCCUUUUGACUCAGAACAACAGCAUGGGGCUUGGUCAAGCAAAGAUGGCACUCCCAAAGCCGGAUCUCAGUUUGCAUCCGUCUUGUCCACCUCUCAACAGGACAGUGAAGGCUCGUCGUCCCGAUUCGCUGACGACUCUUCGAGAACGCCGCGGCUCCGAAUAUCUCCAGGGGACCAUACCGUUCUGAAGGGGCGAAUUGACGAGUUCUCCUCCAUAUUACCGAACGACUUUGUCUUUCCCUCACGGCAUACCCUGAUACGAUUUGUGGAAGGAUACAUCUCCGGAUUCCACGAACGUCUUCCUUUCCUACAUCUACCGACGCUAUCCCUUUCGGAAGUAGCACCUGAGCUGCUACUCGCGAUCAUGGCCGUUGGGGCGAUCUACCGUUUCGAGAAUAAUCGAGCUUACGGGCUGUGGUAUGCGUCUAGAUCGAUUGCACUAGAGCAAAUCCGGAGAAGGAAUUCGAAUGAAGUGUAUGCGUUACUGCCGACAGCCGCUGCAUAUAGCCCGAACUCGAGACGGCCUUCACCGAACGCCGGAUACAGGCACCACUUCUCGUCGACCUCCCAGGACCGACCCACGGCGCGAGAUGCCCAUAGAGAGCCAUUCUCCCCUGGCACUCCCCAGUCGCGACUAGAAACCCUUCAAGCGGUGUUGCUUCUCUUCAUCGUUGGUCUCUGGGGUCCGAAGGCGGUCUUACGCGAAUCCUUAUCGCUUCAAAGCCGCGUCGCAAUGCUUCUACGCGAAGAGACAAGAUCGUUGGGCAACAUGAGUCAGUCUGCUGCUCCGGACUGGGAGAGUUGGAUACGCAUUGAGGGUCUUGUCAGAACGAAAUCAGUGGCGUACUGUUACUUCAAUCUAUGCAGCAUCGCCUACAACGGACCGCCUUCGAUUUUAACGGCGGAGCUUAAUUUCUACCUCUCGCAGCCCUCACGGCUAUGGAGGGCUGAGACAGCGUGGCAAUGGCAGGAAGCCCGACAAGCCAUAGUCAUUGUGGAUAUGACAGUGCACGAAGCGCUCUCGAGACUGUUUGCCAGGCCACAACAGGGGCUGCCCCCACAUAUAUCGUCACUUGGGAGUCAUGUUCUUAUCCAUGCGUUGAUGCAACAGAUUUUUCUCCUGAAGCAGACAUCUCUAUCACUUCCACAUGCGCCAAGUGGACACCCCACGAUACGCCCAGAUGAUGUCGAAGAGGUGACGCACGCGCUUCGUAUGUGGCAAAUGGCUUUUGAGCAAGGGAAUCAAAUGCGCGCGGCCGCUCGGGCCCAAAGCGGAUUCGUGUUAGGCGACAGCUUUCCCGGAGGGCCGAUAGCGAACAAUUCUACCGGCGUCUUGCGGAUGGCGUACAUUCGACUUUGCUCUGAUAUGUUUCCGAGCCGAGGUCUUGAGGCGAGAGACCACACUGCUAUGGCUGUGGCCUUAGCCGAUGAGAGGACGACUCCUCCGCGAGACAUCAAGCUUCAUCGCGCCUUGAUCCAGGCCUUACAUGCCUUGUCACGCCAUAAUGACCCACCCCCGACUGUAGAGGAAAGGACGAUAUUGGAUACGGUUUGGCGAAUGGUGGACGAGACGGAAUUCGCCGUGCCUGUUGAUGCAAGCGGUCCAGGAGGACCGGCCAAUGACAGCAUGAGGUUACGGCUGCUUGCCGCUGCAGUGGUGAGGAUGUGGGCGGAGACGUUCCGAGGCGCCCACCUUUUCGAAGUAGUAAAGGUGAUGGGGAAUAGUUUGGAAGCGUUCGGAGACCUCGCAGAGAAGCCAAAGGAGCAGACGCCGCUAGGCAGGCCGGGCCAUGAAGUGUCCAUGUGA